Clupea harengus (Atlantic herring) is the source of this 3506-nucleotide messenger RNA. It is a transcript of the gene prelid1b, whose product is annotated as PRELI domain containing 1b. Lineage: Eukaryota; Metazoa; Chordata; Actinopteri; Clupeiformes; Clupeidae. The record is from RefSeq and is a predicted model, not a curated record. Gene Ontology annotation, cellular component: mitochondrial intermembrane space.
UCGAACUCCUCCCCACCGUAAACCAUUGAACAAUCUCUCCAAUGAGGUAGGCCACCGAUAAACCAGUAUCGUUUAGCCAGCUACAGCAGAUGUAGCUAACUACCCAACGACAAAUGACGAAUACUAGAUAACAAUUAAAUAUCGGGGAAACAUGGGUUAUGACCACAUGAAUUUGGCGUUAUGGUACAAGCUCACCUACGAAUAGGACAAGUGGACCACAGACAUUCAAAACAACCCCUUGACUGUUGGGAUAAUGGUGAAAUAUUUUUUUUAUGAGACAGACAUCAAAAGUACAUGGGACCAUGUUACCUCUGCAUUUUGGCAGAGGUAUCCCAAUCCAUUCAGCACUCAUGUCCUCACGGAGGACGUUGUGUUCCGGGAGGUGACGGCGGAUCAUCAGCUCCACACUCGCCGUCUCUUCACCAAGACCAAUCGGCUCCCGCGGUGGGCAGAGAGCAUCUUCCCCACCAACCUAUCACGCUGUGUUUACAUCCUGGAGGACUCUGUCGUUGACCCAGUCAGCAAGAGCUUCACCACGUACACUUGUAACCUCAACCACACAACACUGAUGACGGUGCGGGAGCGCUGCGUGUUCCAGCAGUCUGAGGAAUGGCCGCACUGCACCGAGAUCAAGCGGGAGGCGUGGAUCUCCUCUGGCAUCUAUGGCUUCUCCAGACCCAUUCAGGAGUUUGGGCUGGCCCGCUUCAAGAGCAACCAGGUGAAGGCCAUGAAGGGGUUGGAACAUGUGUUGGCCAACCAGCAUGGACUCAACUUUAGGCUCACAGUGGUGGUAAGUACUCAUGUAUGACACUAUUCUGGUCAUAAUGCAUGCCAGAGCCUUUUGUAGCUUGGUAGAAUGUUCUAGAACUCUUCCAGUAGCUGCAGUUGUAGAAUUGUCCCAGACCUUAUUGUGGGUGCACUGUGGGUACACAAUAGCUGCUAUUUUUGAGUUGCUGUAGAUAGAACCCCUCGAUUAGUUUGUUCCACUGCCUAGUUCCCAUCCAGAACAUGUUUUGUGAUGAACUGUAAUGCCACUCCUCAUAGCUGUACCAUGUUCUUGGAAACACUGUGUUCGUGCCUCAGUGGAAAUAAGCAGGAAGCACAUUUAGCAGAACAGAUGGACUAAACUCAUCUAAGUGAACUGACACCGCCUCCAUUGCAUGCAUGGCUUGAGCCGUCACAUUGACCUCUCCAUUGUCACCCUCCUGUGUUUCUGGAGGCCGUGUUGGUCAACGCUUGACACUUCUUCACCGGGACAAUGACUUCAUUUCUGUGUAUUAUUGCUUAGAUGGCUGCAAGUAAUCCUAUCCGUCUAAACAGUGGCAGUUCUAGCUUGAGUGGUGACCCUGGGUGACCCCAGUUCCCAGGAACAAAUUCUAGUAUAUAAACAUAAUACAAAUAAAGAAAAUAAUUAUUAUUAUUACCCUUUUGCUAACAAAUAACACACAAACAAAUCACACUUCACACAAAUAAGCCAAUAGAAUAGCAGAUAGAUAAGAACCUGAUUAUUACAGUACAGAUUAUUAUCACUUCCACUGAUCUGUCACUUUGAGCAUCAGUACAUUCCCCAACACUCGUCAACCAAGAGUCGAGACUGAACCAAUUAGUCUUGGUGGUGUGCAGACUGGUUUUGUAUUAUUCUUAACGAUUUUGCACAAAACUUCUGAUGCGUGCAUGAUUCUGAUGCGAGCAUUCUUCGCUCCCAAACUAGAAUCAGGGCUUUGACAAGGUCAAUCCACACGGUGACAUGAUAUCAUUGACGUGACUGUGCAAAUGAGCGAUUGAAAACCAGUCGCAUAGAGGUCACCAUUCCAAAGAAGCCCAUACCUAGAUCCGCCACUGAGUAUAUAAAUAUCAAUAUAUUAUGAUGUCUCAUGAUGUAUCACAGAUAUAUAGCACACAUAUUCUGAUUAUUAUGUCUCAUAAUGUAUCACAGAUAUAUAUCACAUAUAUUCUGAUAUAUGAUUCAGUCCUCUAUGAUGCAGUGGCAUGCCAUGAACACACUAUAGCGUGUAAGCCUCAGCAUGCUGAUCAUGUGACUGCCAUGCUGAUCAUGUGACUGCCGUGCUGAUCAUGUGACUCCCAUGCGGAUCAUGUGACUCCCAUGCUGAUCAUGUGACUCCCAUGCUUCCCAGCUAAUGGUGUUGUUGCCCACAUCAUGCAACAUGAGCAUGGGGCUGAGGCUGAGGCUGAGGCUGAGGCGGCUCCCUCUGGGAAUAACCGCUGUCUGCACCAAGUGUCUGCUCUGCUGAACUGCUGGGAUGAUGCAAACCAGAGAAAUCCUCCCCAAGUACUGGGAUUCUCUCUUCAUGUCCCAAAAAACACUAUUUGUAUGCAUUUAUGCAUUUCAGUCCAUCUUCAAAGGAGUUUUUUCUUUUUUUUUUCUUUUCCUUUUGCAAAGGCUUAAUCUGUUCUCAUGGGCCUUUGAGGUCCGGAGAUGAUGUGCUUCCCCAGAUCAUCGCACCAGUCUGUGCAUGUCCGUGGCAACCAGCUCAUCCUUAAUGCUGUUUUUGUCAUCCAGUGGAAGAGGGUGUGGUUUCUCUCUCUCUCUCUCUCUCGUAUGCCCUGCAGCUCCUCAGACGCACGGGAGGUGAGGUGGGGAGGGAAACCCCUCUGAGUGGGGGCGCUGCUUAGAGGAGAGAGGAGAGAGGAGAGAGGGGCCCUUUCACUCGCGCCUCGCGCCUCCUGCUCCUGCUCUGAGGCUCCGCUAACACAACAUCGCCUGAGGAUCCCGCGGCUCCAGCUGCUCUGGUCAGUGUUGGAGAGGAGGGUCGAGGUUGAGAGAGUUUGGGGCGGGGGGUGGGGGAAAGACCAGGCAUUAGAUACUCAUUGAGUAAUUCUACUCGCACGACAGGCGUUGGCUGUUUUAAGUUCCAGAGCUUUGUUUUUGGAGUGAUGUGCGCCGCCAGUGGUGUGACAUGUUUCUGAAGUUGAGCCUGAACAGACCCCCCUCACAGUCCCCUUCCCAGCACUCUGCUCUCCUGCACUGUCCCUCUGGCAGAGAGAUCAACUGGGGACACUUAAUGGAGCCUCCCCGCCCCUCCACCCCUCUUGCACUGGCCCUCCGCCCUCCGCCCCCUGUACUCUGUACUCUGUACUCUGUACUGUUGGUGACCUGCAUCCCUCUCUUCUUGUCUCCUUGCCCAGAACUCUGUGUCCCGAGCUCCUUAAGUGUCUGUGCUGGUUGCUGAGUGCAGGGCUUGGAGUGGAGCACGUUGACCCCACAGCCUCGGCCAGCACCAAAACCCCCCCCUCUCUACCAUAAAUAGACCCCAGCCCACACCGAAUGCCUCUGCCCUCCAGUACGGCACUUGGGCCUCUGUGUGGAGUCCACUGCCCUGCCUGUGUUGCCUGUGUCAGACCCUCCCUUUACCCCCCGUUUGUUCUGUUGAAGUGUGGACGCGUGAAGUGCAACACCACACUGAUUUGACUAAUUCAUUAGUCAUGUGAUUUAGUGUUUUACGUUUCCCUGGUUGUGUGAUUCAGUUGUUCAUCAGUUCUGUUCC